AUGGAUCCUUUCGCAAGUACCGUGGUUAACGUCGACCGCAAAGCUCAUAGUCUUCUCCAAUAUUUCAUCCAUGUUUCCCAUCCUAGGACGUGGCAUUCUGAAGUGCAGGACGAUCAUACUUACACCUUUCAGAGGGAUGUCCUAACGCUGGUCAAGGGAUGCCUCGAGAAAGAGGUGCAUUUUUACACCUUGCUGGCAUCCAUGGCAAGUCAAAUGCAGUACUUCGAGCAGAUGAACCGAGACGAUGACACCACAAGUCAGAUGGUAACGAAAGCAAUCGACGCUGUUCGCCGGCAUCUCAGAUCGUCGCCCCCUAUCAACCAAAGACUUAUCUUUGACAUACAUCAAAUGGCCGUUACAGAUUUUUACCGAUACGAACUUAACUCUGCUCUCAUUCAUCUCACAGCGGCCAGAAGUCUUCUGUCACAGCUCGGGGGCAUCGAACGAAUAGACCCUUCACUGCGGGAAUGGAUAGUGAUUGGAGACGGCUAUCUAGCAGCAGAACUUUUCCAGAAGCCUCUGUUUCCUGCUUCGUGUUUCGACCCCGGCGAACUGGAGCUGGAGCACGUGGACGUUGUUCACGUCCAUUCUGGUACCACCGCGAAAUGGGUUCAAGAACCUGGGUAUCAAAACCUUCUGCCAACGCAGAUGCAGCGCGUGCUCAUAGACCUUACCACCACUAUUCACACCAUGCAGCGGCAGUUUAGACCACCGCCGUCAGAUCGAAAUGCGCCGGCUGGAUCCAAACCAAUUCUUCACUGGCUCCUUCUCCGAACAAGUGCACUCAGGCACCGACUUCUGGAACUCGAAGUUGACGAUGGUAAAGUGGAUGCCAUCAGAAUUGGCUUGAUCGUGUGGUUAUUCAUGGCAAUGACGGUUACUGGUCGACGACGAACAUGCAAAGUCCUCGCCUCGAAACUGAGACUUCAACUCGAAGGUAUCAGACCAAGAGACUGGAUCGAAUUUGGAGACGCCCACCUAUGGGUCCUUCUCGUUGGUGCCGUGUCUGCGGGAACAAGCGAUCGAGGGUGGUUUCUCACAGCAAUUCUACGGAUGGAUCGUGCGGAUGGUCGAGCAACUCACAAACCCUUUCGGGAGGAUGAGCUUGCGAAACUUUUCGACCGCUUUUCCUACCUCGAACCGUACCAAAGGGGCCUGCUGCGAGCUGUUAUCAAGGAUUUGAAUGCUUCGGUACCACGAACGACCUGGAUCUCUUGA
This is a messenger RNA of Cladophialophora psammophila CBS 110553, 1218 nucleotides long. RefSeq lists its product as uncharacterized. The transcript has a single exon. NCBI's taxonomy places the organism in Eukaryota, Fungi, Ascomycota, Eurotiomycetes, Chaetothyriales, Herpotrichiellaceae. Bases 1 to 1218 code for a protein of 405 amino acids. The record is from RefSeq and is a predicted model, not a curated record.